Messenger RNA from Gambusia affinis (western mosquitofish), 2325 nucleotides. RefSeq lists its product as uncharacterized. The transcript has 11 exons. Bases 301 to 1623 code for a protein of 440 amino acids. The record is from RefSeq and is a predicted model, not a curated record. NCBI's taxonomy places the organism in Eukaryota, Metazoa, Chordata, Actinopteri, Cyprinodontiformes, Poeciliidae.
CAAAGUUUCUUGUUGGGUUCUGCUUGGUUCUGUUGGUUCUGCCUGGUCCUGCGGCCCGGUGUGGUGCCAGCAGUCGGUACCGGAUCCUUCCACCUGAGCAGGCCCGUCUGCGUUCAGGAAUGUUGGCCCGAGUCCGGCCUCUUGUUGUUCUGUCAGAACUCUUUCGGUUCGCCUGGUUUCCUUCCACAGAAGACGCUGGCUCGGGUCCAAAUCGCUUCCAGGGAACCGCAGGAGUUCUGCUGCUGUUUCACUUCAAUUGAUCGGAGCAGCAGCUGGAGGACAGACAGAGAGACAGAGAAGAUGUUUGCAGAUGAAACCAUCGCCGUGGUGAAGAACGUGGGAGCGGAGGAAGAGCUGAUCUCCAACUCCAACCUGAACCACAAGGUGGAGCUGCUGACUCUGGUCCGGGUCAGCCAGGGCAGGUUCUUCAGUUACCCCAAGUACACGCCGGUGGACUGCACCUUACCAGAGCUGCUGGAGGACGACGACUUCUCUCCAGAGGUUGAAGAAGAGCUGCUGGUGAAGGACUUCAAGACGUCGGUGGAGAGCAGCGGGAGCGGAGAGCUGGGCGCAGGACAACUAACGGUUGGCGAAGCGGCGAUAUCUGCAAAGUCUGACUCUGUGGACGGCCUGGUGGAGCCGGUAAGCAUCAAGAAGAAGAAAGCCAACCUGAGAGGCGUGAGGAAGACCUUCAGCGGCAGGAAGCUGGAAAAAGGAAAGAUGAAGCUGCUGAAGAUGAAGGAAAAGGACAAGCUGGCCUUUGUUCAUGAGACGCUGUACAACACCGGACCUGUGAGGAUGAUCCGGAAGUCUGCUCAGGAUGGGUCCAUUUCAGCCAACUACCAGAAGUUCCUGAAGCUGCUGGUCAAGGGCAGCAGGACGGAGGAGACGGUCUUCACCGUCCCAGAGAAAUCCACCUUUGCGUUUGGACUCCAGGAGAUCCUGUGGGACGACGAGACGAUCGAAAUCCCAUUUGAAUCCUGGGCUCACAAGCAGAACCUGAGCCUGUUCACACAUGACAGUGUUGAUCCAGAUCAGCUUCAGGAGGCCAGAGAAGGGAUUCAGAACAAGGCGUUCCUCCUGAAGCCGCUCACUGGUCUCCCUCAGGCGACCCGGCAGAACCUGCUGAAGAAGCUGCAGGAGGUUCUGGAGGAGGGCGGCGCUCUCAGCCAGCUGGAGGAAACGCUGGACCAGAGCAGCAAAGGACAGCCAGAGCAUCCCCCCUCCAAGGUCGUUUCGUCCUUCAUGGAUGUCUUGGAUGAGUCCAAAGUGUCCUCCAAGGUGAGGGACGCCGUCCAUCUUGUGGUCUGCGCCAUGGACGCUCUGCCAGAGAUAAUGCUGCGACCUUUGACCUCUUGUGGUCCUGAAACUCUCACUGUCCUCACCCAACUGGUGGACAGUCUGAAGGAUGGAGAUGAGCCCAGUCUCCCAGCGUGUCCUCCUGUCCCCCUGCAGCAGGACGGGGAGCUGCGCUGGGCGGCGGAUGUCCUCUGUGGGUCCAGUGAGACUCUGGUGGAGCUGAGUGCGGCGUGGGACCGGCGGCCCGAGGUUCUGCUGGAGGUUCUGGCUCUGGCCGUGUUGGGAGUCCACAGGCUGCAGGAGGGAAACGGUGCUGAUGAUUAAUCUGCCUCAGAAGAUCAUUGAAUCUAAAUUUUCCUGAUUCUUUUCCUACAUUAACAUUAAUUUCUUCUUUGAUGUUUUCUACAUGCUAAGGUUGAUUCAGGUCAUUUUUCAUGAAAUCUAGAUUUUAUUUGAAUAAUUUGCUGUGGAUUUCCCCUUUGGACAUUUAAUAAAAUUGAUCUUUCUGAUGAUUGUAUUGAUUUGGGUCACUGUGGGUUAAACUGAUCAGAACUUUUUCAAUUGAUGUAAUCAAUCAUUGAUACUAUUAAACAUUUAAAUGAUAUUUCUGGUUUAACGAGUUGAAACUUUUUAUAUGGUUUUAAUAUUGAGGUCAAAAUAUUUCUGUCAACUUUUAGAUUAAAAUAUUUUUACAUGUCAUUUUAUUGGAACCUGUUGAGUUUAUGAUGGAUGUGAUUUAUUGAUUUUAGUUUCUGGCAGCCAGUGUGUUCUCGCUCGCCCAAUGUGUCUCUUCCUCUGUCUCUCACCUGAAACCCAUCAGCCAAUCAGCUCAGGUCUUUUAUUCAUCCUUCUCUGCUUUAACCUGCGGCUUGUUCUCCUGUUUUUGCUCUGCUCUGGCUCCCUGGGUUCCUCAUGUUUUCCAUCCAUCCAUUUUCUAACCCUUGACCCCCAAUGGGGGUCAGGAGGAGCUGCUGCCUCUCCAGUUAACAUGUUAACGUUCCAGGUGAGGGCGGGGUCACCUGGACA